Messenger RNA from Teleopsis dalmanni, 4012 nucleotides. RefSeq lists its product as uncharacterized. Gene Ontology annotation, biological process: transmembrane transport; sodium ion transport. Gene Ontology annotation, cellular component: membrane. The transcript has 24 exons. The record is from RefSeq and is a predicted model, not a curated record. The coding region runs from base 43 to 3810 and encodes 1255 amino acids. Gene Ontology annotation, molecular function: symporter activity. Lineage: Eukaryota; Metazoa; Arthropoda; Insecta; Diptera; Diopsidae.
UAAGUUUUUUAAAUGAAAAUAUAGUUUCUUUAAAUAUUCAAAAUGUCAAGUACGACCGAAAAUAUUGUGCAUGUGUCAGUGACGACCGUAAAAAAUAUUACCUUUGGAACCACCGAUUAUGUCGUUUUUGUGUUAUUGUUGUGCGUUUCUGCUGGUAUUGGCGUAUAUUUCGGUUUCUUUUCGAAAGCUAAAAACACCACCGAUGAAUAUCUGAUGGGUGGAAAAAGAAUGAAAACUGUACCAAUCGCUAUAUCCUUAGUAGCAAGUCAGUUAUCCGGUAUAUCUAUUAUGUCAAUACCUGCGGAAACAUACUCAUAUGGUAUCCACUAUUUUAUUGCGGUAUUAUCAAUGAUUAUUGUUGUUCCAAUAUUGUGCUAUAUUAUCAUUCCGGUGUUUUAUGAAAAUAAUAUAUCCAACUGUUAUGAGUAUCUUGAAAUGCGAUUCAACAAGCGCGUGCGUCAAUUGAUAACAAUAUCGUUUAUUUUUCAUUCUGCACUGAUGCUUCCAGUCUACAUGUUUGUUCCAUCAUUGGCUUUCUCGCAGGUUACGGGCAUCAACAUUCACGUUAUAAAUACUAUAAUCUCUUCGAUUUGUGUUUUCUACACAAUGUUGGGCGGCAUUAAAGCUGUCGUGUGGACUGACGUUGUACAAGCUUUAGUAAUGGUAUUCUCAGUAAGUUUAGUUGGUGUUUUGGGCACACUUAAAAUAGGUGGUCUCGGUAAUGUGAUGCAAAAUGCACUUGAGGGUGGACGCCUUAAUUUUGAUUUCACCUGGGAUCCACGUGUACGCGUUGGUGUUUGGAACUCCCUAAUUAAUGGUACAAUAAUGUGGAUUGGAUAUAUUGGCUUAAAUCAAAGUUGUGUACAAAGAAUAGUGUCUCUACCAUCAAUCAAUCAUGCCAAAAGAGCGCUCUUAUUAUCUGGUAUUGGUAUUAUUCUCGUAUUGGGAUUCAAUUCUUUUAUUGGCAUUGUUAUGUAUGCUCGCUAUCAUGGCUGUGAUCCGAUAUUAGGCGGUCUUGUUGAAAAGGCAGAUAAGCUGGUCCCAUUCUUUGUGCAAGAGAUAUUGGGUCACUUACAAGGCAUGCCUGGAAUUUUUGUGUCUUGUGUUUUUAGUGCUUCCCUAAGUACUCUAUCCGCUGUACUGAAUUCAAUGGCUGGGGUUACUUACUUUGAUUAUAUAAAACCUUUCAUUAAUCAUACGGAAGCGAAAGCGAAUUUCAUAAUGAAAAUAAUUGUUAUUGUCAUGGGAAUUUACUGUGUUUUAGGUGGAUUUAUAGUACAAAACUUUAAUUCUAUUUUGCAAUUAAUUUUGACCAUUGCCGGGAUUACUGCUGGUGCUGUGGUUGGCGUAUUCUUACUGGGAAUGUUUUUACCACGAAUUAAUGGAAAAGUUGCUGUAACAUCAGUUAUUAUGAGUCUUGGUAUUAUGUGCUGGAUAAUAGCAGUUGCACAAUUUCGCAUAAAAUCUGGUGCUAUAAAAUAUAGCCCAAUUUCAACUACAUUAGACCAAUGUGAAGCAAGAAAUUUAAAUUUCGUGCUUAACUCAAUAGCCAAAAAUGGCAAUAAAAACAAAUUAUCUGAAGAUUUUGAAGUAACUCCGACUCCAUUAGUGACGACUGCAUUUACAAGCAAUAGAGAAUUUUCCAUAUUUGAAAUCUCUUUCUUUUGGUAUAAAGUUGUCGGUGCUGCAAUUAUUUGGAUUGUAGCAAUUCCUUUGAGCUACUUUUGGAAAGUGGAUAAACAUGAAAAAAUUAAUCCCAAGCUAUUCUCGCCAUUUAUACGUAAGUUUAUUAGUUGCGACGCAACAGAAAUGGAAGAAAUGUCUUUAAAGUCUCCAAUUUUAAAUGGCGAAAACAAUGCAAAAAUAAUUAUAAGCGACGCUAAACAUGGCAACGACAGUAAAACACAGCAGCUUCUACAAAAUGGAGACAACGGAGACUCUAGCGCAACAGCAAACAUAACAACUUUUAUUAAUCAAUCAACAACAAUGAACACCGCUUCGAAUAUCAUCUCUGGCAUUACAUUCGGUACAGUCGACUACUUUUUGUUCGUACUGUUGUUGUUAGUUUCUGCGUCGAUCGGAGUUUAUUUCGGCUUCUUUUCUAAAUCCAAAAAUACAACAGAUGAAUAUUUGAUGGGAAAUAAACAAAUGAAAACAUGGCCAAUUGCUAUCUCAAUUAUAACUAGCCAACUUUCAGCGGUAGCCAUUGUUACAGUACCAUCCGAAAUAUAUUCUUACGGUAUCAGUUUCAGUCUUUUGCUUGGAGCUGUUAUUUUGACUGGACCAAUAAUGAACAGUACAAUUAUACCAGUUUUUUAUGAAAAUAAUGUACACAGCUGUUAUGAAUAUCUUGAGAUGCGAUUCAAUAAACGCGUUCGUCAAAUUAUAACAAUUACGUUUUUAUUGCAUUCCCUACUCCUAAUACCUGUACAUUUAUUUCUACCUUCAUUAGCGCUUUCACAAGUUUCCGGAUUAAAUAUUCAUCUAAUUAAUGCAAUUGUCACCUCUAUUUGCAUUUUCUACACAAUGUUGGGUGGCAUUAAAGCAGUUGUCUGGACCGAUGUAGUGCAGGCACUAAUAAUGUUCAUAUCCAUGGUAGCAGUUGGCCUUGUAAGCACUUUUAAACUGGGCGGCUUCAAUGCGGUGAUGACGAAUGCAUACGAAGGGGGACGCUUAAAUUUUAAUUUUUCAUUGGAUCCACGUGUGCGCACCACCGUUUGGAAUGGAUUAUUUAGCGGCAUGUUUGUUUGGAUAAGUUAUAUUGGGCUAAAUCAAAGUUGUGUACAGCGGCUUGUUUCCAUGCCAACAGUUAAAAAUGCUAAAAGAGCCGUUCAUAUAACAACUAUUGGAGUUUUUGUAGCUAUGAUCUUUAAUGUGUUAAUUGGUAUUGCCAUGUAUGCACGUUUUCAUGGCUGUGAUCCUGUUUUGGGCGGAGUUGUUAGCAAAUCAGAUAAAUUAGUACCACUCUUUAUACAGGAUGUGAUUGGACACUUAAAGGGAAUGCCAGGAAUUUUCAUAUCUUCGAUCUUUAGUGCUGCACUAAGCAGUUUGUCCGCUGUACUAAACUCUAUCGCGGGUGUAUGUUAUUUCGAUUACAUUAAACCAUUUGUAGUUCAUACAGAUGCGAAGGCUAAUGCUAUUAUGAAAGUUCUAGUCGUAUUAAUGGGAAUUUAUUGUGUUCUUGGUGGAUUUAUUGUACAAAAUUUUAAUUCUAUUAUGCAAUUAAUAUCGACUGUCGCUGGCAUAGGGAGUGGAGCCAUAGUGGGAAUCUUUUUUUUGGGCGUCUUUGUGCCCAGAGUAAAUGGAAAAGUCGCCUUUAUCGCUAUCAUCACAAGUGUCGGUACCAUGUUGUGGAUAAUUUUACAGGGUCAAAUACGUUUAAAAGCGGGAAUUAUUGAUUAUAUUCCCCUUUCUACGACAAUAGACAAAUGCGAUGCUCAAGAUUUAAAUGAUGUGAUUAAAUCAGUAACUACAACCUCUUCAAUACAACAUUUUUCUGCAACAACAACCGAAGUUCCACUCGUCACAAAUGCUUUCAGUAGCAACAGAGAAUUUUCCAUAUACGAAAUAGCUUUCUAUUGGUAUAAAGUUAUUGGAGGUUUAAUAAUUUGGUUAGUGGCGAUUCCCUUAAGCUACGUUUGGAAAAUACGUGAAGGAGAAACACAAAAUUUAAAAUUAUAUGCCCCUAUCAUGAGAAAAUUCAUAGGGAAAAAAACCAAACCGGCAGAUGUGGAAGAUAGCGAAGCUGCAGUGCCAUUGAAAGAAGGGGAAUCUAAAGUUUAUCCCAAAAUUAUAAAUCGUGAAAAAUAAGAUAGUAUUUGUUAGCGCAAUUUCAAUCAUUCUACAAUAUUUUAUAUUUAAUAUUUUGUUAUUAAAAUGUGAUUUUGUUAAUCUUAAAUCAAAACUCCUGUAAAUGAUCAAAAUUUAAUCAUAUUUUUUCUUGAACUCAGCUCAUUCGGAAACAAUACUACUUAAAUCUUUUAAUUUAAACUAAAAGUAAAACUAAUGUGAA